Molecule: messenger RNA, 1650 nt
Organism: Scatophagus argus
Lineage: Eukaryota; Metazoa; Chordata; Actinopteri; Scatophagidae
Gene: lmod2a
Product: leiomodin 2 (cardiac) a
Exons: 3
Coding region: 44-1519 (491 amino acids)
Biological process (GO): pointed-end actin filament capping; muscle contraction; myofibril assembly
Cellular component (GO): striated muscle thin filament; myofibril
Molecular function (GO): tropomyosin binding; actin binding
Source: RefSeq, a predicted model, not a curated record
GUGUUGAAGUUAGAGAUUUAGGUGUUCAUAGAGUUGUAGAGCCAUGAGUACCUUUGGGUACCACAAGGAGCUGAAGAAGUACGAGGAGGUGGACGAAGACGAGCUGCUGGCCGCUCUGUCCUCCGAGGAGCUCCAGGAGCUGGAAAGGGAGCUGGCCGACCUCGACGACAACGUCCCCAUCGGCCUGAGACAGAAAGACCAGACCACCAAAACCCCAGUGGGGGCCUUCGACAGGGAAGCUCUGCUGAAAUACUGGGAAGACGAGAACAAGAAGCUGCUGGAGGACGAGAGGACAGAGUCCAUAGCUGGACAGGAGGAACGUCCAGAUAAGAGCAGAGGGGAGCGAGUGACACUGACCACCGGCGACGCCAACAAGACUCUGGACAGUGACAGGAAGAAGACUUCACAAAAGGGGAAGAAAGCAAGUGUCUUCAGCAAACAUGAUGGCAGGGAGGCAGAAAAGAAAGACGGUCCGAUUAGGAAUAAAUGUCAUCAGAAGAACGGCCUGUCAAAAGGCUCGAGGAGGACUGAAACCACGGACCAAAACCUGAACACAACCUCUGACAGGCCAAGCGGCAACCCGACAGUCCUUGACAAAACUCUGGAGCAGGUCCUGUGUGACGAUCCCACCGUGGGCGAAGUCAACCUCAACAACAUCGAAGACAUUUCCCAGGAAACCUUGCUUCGUUUUGCUGAGGCCCUGUGCACAAACACUCACGUUCACGUUUUCAGCCUGGCCAACACUCACGCCGACGACCGGGUGGCCUUCGCCAUCUCCAAGAUGCUCUGUGAGAACCGGUUCAUCAGAAACCUGAACAUCGAGUCCAACUUUGUGUCUGGUCAGGGAAUCCUGGCUCUGCUGGCGGCUCUGCAGCACAACAAGACUUUGGUGGAGCUCCGCUUCCACAACCAGAGGCACAUCUGCGGUGGGAAGGUAGAGAUGGAGAUGGUCCAGCUGCUGAGGGAAAACUCCACUCUGCUCAAACUGGGCUAUCAGUUUGACCUCCCAGGCCCGAGGAUGACGGCAACCAGCAUCCUGACACGCAACCAGGACCAACAGCGACAGAGGAGGCUCCAACAGAAAAUGGAACAGAGUCCCCCAGAGGUGUCGGGACAAGGUUCUGGUUCAUCAGCAGAAAACAGACCGCCAAAGAAGCUGUCAAAAACUUCUAAGACUGACGAAAACCAAAACAGGAAUCAUCCUCCUCCUCCGUCUCUUGACCCAUCAACGAGGAAGAUCGCAGAAAUGGUCAAACAGCACGAAGGCUUGAACAACACAAAGAGUCAGUCAAACCAAAGGAAGCCCAAGUCAAAGAAGCUCAAGAACGGUGCCAGUGAAAAGGAGAGCGCCGAUGUUCUCAAAGACCUGAAGAACGCCCUGAAGCCAUCACCGCAGAAGAGGCGAGACGAACCGUCGCACCUGCCGCUGCCACAGAGAUCGAGCCGCAAUGACCUGAUGGCGGCAAUUCGAGGGAGCAGCAUCAGGUCUUUAAAAAGGGUGGAUCCGUCACAGGCCUGAACUCACCUGCGGAUCUCACCUCGACUGAACUCACUCUGCAUCGAAACAUUUCAUUAUUUCGUCACCUCUUUAACGGUUUUAUUUAACUCGUCACACAGUGCAGGAGCAGACUCCAGUUGUGUGUGUGUGUG